Arachis duranensis is the source of this 1197-nucleotide messenger RNA. RefSeq lists its product as uncharacterized. The transcript has a single exon. The coding region runs from base 1 to 1197 and encodes 398 amino acids. NCBI's taxonomy places the organism in Eukaryota, Viridiplantae, Streptophyta, Magnoliopsida, Fabales, Fabaceae. The record is from RefSeq and is a predicted model, not a curated record.
AUGGAGCCAGACUUUGAAGCGGAUUGGUUACAGCAUGAGGCAGUUCUGGAAACAGGGGAACAGGAACAAUUGGAGCUCAAAUUCAUGAGCUUAAGUGGACAUCACAAGUCAAUCAAAGCCUGGGCAGAGGUAAAUGGCCGCCGUGUACGUGUUCUCAUAGAUUGUGGAGCUUCGGACAACUUCGCGACACCAGAGAUUAUCACCGAGUUGGGCCUGAGAAUUGACAACACCCCUAAGUUCCAGGUCAGGGUAGCGGACAGUACCAAUGCAGGGGGACAGGGAAGGUGUUUGGGUGUCACUCUCCAAUUCAAGGAAGUGGCAAUCAAGGAAGAUUUCUUCAUCUUCCCAACUGACGAAGCGGAAUUUGUCCUGGGACUGGCGUGGCUAGAUAAGUUGGGAGACGUUCUCGCAAACUUCAAAAAAUCACGCCUUCGAUUUCGGAAUGGGGACAGCAUGGUUACAUUGCAGGGGGACCCGGAGCUGUGCUAUGGAGGUAUGCACCUUCAAUCUGCAGUUUUGUCCAUUCAAGAAGGGGGAGAAGGAUUUACGGUCCAGCUAUGGCCCAUGACUUUGCAAGCGGCUACGGUAUCGCAGGUGCCGCAGGUAAUCGAAUCAGUGUUAGCUUCUCAUGCUAAGGUGUUUCACACAUUACCGGGGCUGCAACCACAUCGCUGCCAUGAUCAUGCCAUUCCACUGAUAGAAGGAGCUUCAGUUCUGAAUAUAAGACCUUAUCGUUACCUGCACCAUCAGAAAGCAGUAAUUGAACUAAUGGUACGAGAAAUGCUGGCCUCAGGGAUAAUUCGGCCAAGCUCCAGUCCCUACGCGAGUCCGAUAUUGUUGGUGAAGAAAAAGAACGGCAGCUGGAGAUUUUUUGUCGAUUAUAGGGCGUUAAAUGGUAUUACGGUGCCGGAUAAAUUUCCUAUUCCCGUCAUUGAUGAGCUACUCGAUGAAUUGGCGGGAGCUACAGUUUUCUCUAAGCUGGAUUUAAAAUCGGGGUACCACCAAAUUCGGAUGAGGGAUCAAGACAUCCACAAGACCGCCUUCCGCACUCAUGAGGGCCAUUAUGAGUUUCUAGUCAUGCCCUUCGGCUUGACCAACGCCCCUAGCUCCUUCCAAGCCUUGAUGAAUGACAUUCUUAAGCCUCUAUUGCGGAAAUUUGUCUUAGUCUUUUUCGAUGAUAUCCUCAUCUACAGUUAG